Chanos chanos (milkfish) is the source of this 1191-nucleotide messenger RNA. RefSeq names its product olfactomedin-like 3a (gene olfml3a). The transcript is spliced from 3 exons. The coding region runs from base 1 to 1191 and encodes 396 amino acids. The record is from RefSeq and is a predicted model, not a curated record. NCBI's taxonomy places the organism in Eukaryota, Metazoa, Chordata, Actinopteri, Gonorynchiformes, Chanidae. Gene Ontology annotation, biological process: signal transduction.
AUGAAAGUAGCUGUGUUCUGUUCCUUCCUGUUUACCGCACUAGCACGACUCAGCUUGGCUCAGUACCAUUACCAGGGUCUGAUGAAUUAUCUGGAAAACCGGAUGAUUGCCAUGGAGGAGCGUAUCGCCUUGUGGCACGAACAGACAAACCGAUACAACUCAGACCUGAAGGAGUUUCGGCAGCAGGCUGCAGACUUGCUGGAGAAGCUGGGAAAGGACCAUGAUGCUCUGAAGAUGGACCUGGAGAAGGCUGGAGCCAAGGUGGACCGCGUGGAACGGGAGAUGGACUACAUUGAGACGAGGAAUCCUCCAAGGCCCUGUGUCAAGGCUGAUGACAGAAUGGUGGAACAGGAGGUUGUCACCAGAGAGAGGAAGAAGGACGUGUUCUUUGAAGUCUCCGUUUGCAUGGACAUCAUCUCUAGAAUCAGAGCUAUGAAGAUCCUGAAGAGAAUGGGCAGUCCCAAAGGUGUUUGGACCAAGGAUGCCAGGACAGCGAAGGUCUACGUCUUCAAUGGCACAUCAGAGAACACGCUGUAUGAGUUUGGCUCUGUCCGUGAACUCUCAGCUUCCUCUGGCACCUCCACUGGCAGGCAGAUCACGUUACCUUUCUUCUGGAAUGGGACGGGCCACGCUGUCUAUGACGGUUACCUCUACUAUGUCAGUGACAGGGAAGUGCUCCAGGUGAUCAAGUACGACCUGAGGAACGGCUCUGUGGCAGACACCGCUGUGCUGCCGGUGGAAGACCACACCCCUGUGUAUACCCUCAACCCUGACACCCUGGUGGAUCUGGUGGCUGAGGAGGAAGGUCUUUGGGCUCUCUAUCCUUCUGGCGACACCAUAAACUUGGCUAAGAUGGACUCAGACACGCUGGACAUCGAACAGAUGUGGGACACGACAUGCCCGAGGGAGAAUGCGGAGGCAGCCUUUGUCGUCUGUGGCACAGUCUACGUGAUUUACAACACCAAGCCACCCAGCCGCUCCCGUGUCCAGUGUGUGUUUGAUGUAAACGACAUGGUGACGAGUGGGGAGGCCCCGCUGGUGUAUUUUCCCAGAAGGUAUGGUGCCCAUGCCAGUCUGAAAUACAACCCUGAAGAGCAGCAGCUUUACGCCUGGGAUGAUGGUUACCAGAUACUCUACAAACUGGCCCUAAAGAAGAAACUGUGGGCACUGGCCCCGCCCACUGACCCGUAA